GAGCAGGGCGGGCGCUAGGACCCGGGGCAGCCGAGUUCCUGUUGCAGCAGCCGACGGUGCAAACACUCACUCCCCCAGAAGCAGGGGAUUCCUGGCUGCUGGCUCCCAGGAGGGCUUCCCCCGGCCCCCGAGCGGCCCCCUGACCCCGGCCCGCGCUCCGCCAGCCGCAGCGCUGACGUGGGUCAGAAGCCGCCGAGCGGACGCCCGCACACGUGGCGUGGACCCCUGCCGCCCGUGCCCAGAACCUGCCUGCAGCCCCAGAGGCCUCGUGGAAGGGGUGGGGAGGCCUGCCGUGGCACCUGGGCCCCGGUGGGGCACCGGCCUAGCCGCACAGAGCGCUGCGUCCCGGGGAGGCAGCGAGGCCCCGUUUCCGGGGCGGCCCCUGGAGCUGCCCGUGGUGCUGCAAGCUGCCCACAUGUGACUCUGCCAGGACUGUGCAUCCACGCCAUGGCCAGCAACAGCAGUUCCUGCCCCGCGCCGGGGGGCGGGCACCUCAAUGGGUACCCCAGUGCCCCACUACGCCUUCUUCUUCACACACAUGAUUGGGGGCCUCUCGCCACCAGGCGCACUGGCGGGCAUGCAGCACCAGCUGCCUGUGAGUGGAUACAGCACCCCCUCACCAGCACCAUCGAAACGCAGAGCACCAGCUCCGAGGAGAUCGUCCCCAGCCCUCCCUCGCCACCCCCGCUGCCCCGGAUCUACAAGCCCUGCUUCGUGUGCCAGGACAAAUCCUCGGGCUACCACUAUGGGGUGAGCGCCUGUGAGGGCUGCAAGGGCUUCUUCCGCCGGAGCAUCCAGAAGAACAUGGUCUACACCUGCCACCGCGACAAGAGCUGCAUCAUCAACAAGGUGACGCGGAACCGGUGCCAGUACUGCCGCCUGCAGAAGUGCUUCGACGUGGGCAUGUCCAAGGAGUCUGUCCGGAACGACAGGAACAAGAAGAAGAAGGAGGCGCCGAAGCAGGAGUGUUCGGAGAGCUACAUCCUCACGCCCGAGGUGGAGGAUCUCAUUGAGAAAGUGCGCAAAGCCCACCAGGAGACCUUCCCCGCCCUGUGCCAGCUCGGCAAAUACACUACGAACAACAGCUCAGAGCAGCGAGUCUCGCUGGACAUCGACCUGUGGGACAAGUUCAGCGAACUCUCCACCAAGUGCAUCAUCAAGACGGUGGAGUUCGCCAAGCAGCUGCCCGGCUUCACCACGCUCACCAUUGCCGACCAGAUCACCCUGCUCAAGGCCGCCUGCCUGGACAUCCUGAUCCUGCGGAUCUGUACGCGCUACACACCGGAGCAGGACACCAUGACCUUCUCGGACGGGCUGACCCUGAACCGCACCCAGAUGCACAACGCCGGGUUCGGGCCGCUCACCGACCUCGUCUUCGCCUUCGCCAACCAGCUGCUCCCGCUGGAGAUGGACGAUGCGGAGACCGGGCUGCUCAGCGCCAUCUGCCUCAUCUGCGGGGAUCGCCAGGACCUGGAGCAGGCCGACACAGUGGACAAGCUGCAGGAGCCGCUGCUGGAGGCGCUGAAGAUCUACGUGAGGAAGAGGAGGCCCACCAAGCCCCACAUGUUCCCCAAGAUGCUGAUGAAGAUCACGGACCUGCGCAGCAUCAGCGCCAAGGGCGCCGAGCGGGUGAUCACGCUGAAGAUGGAGAUCCCCGGCUCCAUGCCGCCCCUCAUCCAGGAGAUGCUGGAGAACUCGGAGGGCCUGGACACACUGGGCGGGCAGCCGGGCGCCUCCCGCGUGAGCAGCCUGGCGCCGCCCCCCGGCAGCUGCAGCCCCAGCCUGUCGCCCAGCUCCAACAGAAGCUCGUCCACCCACUCGCCGUGACGCCGCAGCCGGCGCCGGCGCCAGGACGCCGUUCUUGCUCUUUGCUGCCAGGCCCGAGGGCCGCAUGGCAAGCCGGGGAGGAGGGGACGCUGCCGCGGGCCACCCCCUGCUCCGGGCCCCGGGCCCCAGCCCGUUCCUGUCCGUACCAGCACACGCUGUGGCCAUGGCUUCCCUGUUGAUUUGUGACGGACUCCUCGGUAGAAUCAGAAGUGGAUCCUGUGGGCACUGCCAGGGGGCCGCUGGCUCUGCGGGGGGCACUGAGCCCUCGCUGGGAUCAGCUGGGGCUGGUUUACAGACCCCCAGCGACUGAUGUUCGUACCCAGGUUGGAGCAAACUAGCGCCCCGCUCCCCCCACUCACCCCCCCCAGCGCGGUGGCGCAGGGGUCCGGCCCAUGGCUGGGGGGCGCUGCACCCAUGUGAAGAUGAAGUGUCGUUUGGUUGAGUUGCAUUUCAAGUGUUUCCGGGGGGGGGUUGGGGGGAGUGGGUCAGUUUGGGAAACGUUUGUUGUUUUUUAAAAUUUUCAUGAGCAAAAUCGAUCAGCUGAUUGUGGCCGUCACGUGCACCCCCACCACAUUUCCCCCCCCACACACACACACACGCCUGUCGUCACCAGCAAAACCAACAACAAUCCAGUCCGCUUGUCAGGUAAACCCAGAAACACCCCCAGGAACCAGAGGCCAAUUCCUUGCAAAGCCAGACAAAGCCAGAUUAUAUAUCUAUAAAUAGCUAUAAAUAUCUAUAAAUACCUUUUAAAAACUUUGUAAAAGUCGGGAGGGGUUUUUAGAGAUGUGCUGCGGUUGGCAAGAGGGGGGUCCCGGUUCUGGAUGUGAAGUGGGGGCAGGGAGGGGCUGGGGGGGGACAGGGGUCCACACAAUUUAUUAUUAUUAAAUUUUUUUUGUUGUUGAGAUUUUCAUGGCUUUGGAAUCUCUGGGGAGAAGUUGAAAGAGGAAGAAAAACACAAACCCAAAGAGGCUCCCCCCCGGGGGUAUUUCCCCCCCCAUGCCACUGGGCUGUUCUUGAUUCCUCUGAAAUCCAGUUGGGGGGCACUGGACAUGGCCUGUCAGUCUCUGCCUCGGGCAGGGGGGGCUGUUUGAUUUGAAGUGUGUUUCUCUGGGGGAGGACCAGCGACCUCCACAGAUAACAUCUGCUGGGGGCACAUAGAAGGGCUGGCGGGUGGCAUUACGGCGGGGCAGAUGUGGGGCUGGGCGGGUGGCUUAGUGCCUGGGGGGGCUCUGCCUGGAGGUUGCUGCUCAUUCACCUGCUUGGCUUGUUCCUGCCACACACGGGGGUUCGGCGGGGGGGGGGGGCAGAGCUGAGCCUGGCAUUGGCACAGCUGGCCUGUUAGCCCCCCAGUGCCCUGGCUCAGCCUGCCCCAGACGAUCAGGUGUGGGUCCUGGGGUGAAGAUGGGGGCUGGCAGGAGGCCAGGCCAGGGGGGUGGCCAGGCUGGGGGCUGGCAGGAGGCCAGGCUGGGGGGUGGCCAGGCUGGGGGCUGAUGGCGUUCGUUAUACCAGCUCCCUGUCACGUCUGCUGCUUCCCUGGCCCUGGCAAUCCUCCUCCCCUGCCACACACGCAUCCCCUUGCGGUGUCUGCCCUGCAAUGAGUAUGGGGGGGCACUGGGUGUAGGAGGGGGUGGGAGGGAGGGACCUGGGUUGCAGUGCCCCCCCCAGCCCUCCCCUGCUAGCUGGGCCAGUCACGCCCUAGGCUGCUGGGGGGAGUGAAGCCGAGCUCGACCGGCUGAGAACUGGUGGGACGGAUCUCGCUUGGGGUGGGGGGGGAAGCACCAACAGCCCAGAGUCCAGGAAAGCAGCUGCCCUCACCUGAGAGAGACACUGUGGUGGGGGUUUGGGGGGAGGGGGGGAGCGUCCUGGGGCCGCUGGAUGGGUGGCUCUGAGCCAUGAGUGGCAGCUGGGCAUUGGGGCCAUUGGCCAGACCCUGCGGGCAAGGCUCAGACUGGCUGGGCUGGCAGUGGGCGCUGGGCAGACCUGGUUCGCCGGGGACAGGCAGGAUCCCCUUGGACGAGCGCAGCCCUAGGUGCCGACCCCCCACACGUGCGGGCAGGGGCCACAUAGUGCAGCCCAGUGGGGAGGCCGGGGCCUGCCUGAGCCAGCUACCAGUGCCCACCCCAGCGUGUCGAGGGCAGCGCUGGGUGCUGGGCCGGGGCCGCGCGAGUCCUGCCCGGGGAUGGGGGGGGUUGCUCAUUUUCAGGGUUGUGGUUUAUUACAUUAAAGCAUCUUUAGCCCCAUGGGCCUGCUGCUUUCGGGGCUGGGCACCAGGAGCAGCAAAGCUGCCCCCCACAGAUGAAUUAAUACUAGGGCUGUCGAUUAAUCGUAGUUAACUCACACACUUGAUUCAAGAAAUGUAGCGCGAUUAAUCACCCUGGUAGUAGAAUACCAACUGAACUGUAUUAAAUAGUUUGGAUGUUUUUCUACAUUUUCAAAUACAUUGAUUUCUAUUACAACACAGAACACGAAGUGCACAGUGCUCACUUUCUAUUUGUUUUUAUUACAAAUAUUUGCA
Molecule: messenger RNA, 4345 nt
Organism: Dermochelys coriacea (leatherback sea turtle)
Lineage: Eukaryota; Metazoa; Chordata; Testudines; Dermochelyidae
Gene: RARA
Product: retinoic acid receptor alpha
Exons: 9
Coding region: 448-1827 (459 amino acids)
Biological process (GO): retinoic acid receptor signaling pathway; cellular response to corticotropin-releasing hormone stimulus; regulation of transcription by RNA polymerase II
Cellular component (GO): transcription regulator complex; nucleus
Molecular function (GO): zinc ion binding; nuclear glucocorticoid receptor binding; nuclear receptor activity
Source: RefSeq, a predicted model, not a curated record